Messenger RNA from Spirodela intermedia, 2896 nucleotides. The record is from the annotation of a GenBank genome assembly. Lineage: Eukaryota; Viridiplantae; Streptophyta; Magnoliopsida; Alismatales; Araceae.
AUGACCCAGUUCUGCGACAAGAUGAUUGAGGUUUUCCUCCAUGAGAAGCCCCAGUCGAAGGAUUGGAGGAAGAUACUGGUCUUCAGAGACGAGUGGAAGAAGUACCGGCAGAGCUUCUACAAUCGGUUGCAGGUCCGUGCAGACACCGAAAAGGAUGCCACCAUAAAGCAGAAGCUGGGUUCUCUUGCCAGGAAGAUUAGAAAGGUAACUUGCUAUCCCUUGUUAUGAAUGCCGAAACAGUUUUUCUCCUGCAGCUUCCGAUUAUGAAGAGGUUCUAGGUCGUCGAUUUUCAACUGCUUUUUUAUUUUUAAAACUAAUGGGUUUUGAUUGGUUAGAAACAUGAAGAAUACGGUCUGAUGAUUUCACUUAGGGGCAUCCCGUUUGUUGAUUCUGGUGUUGGCUCGUGGUGGUGCCAUUUUGCAGGUUGAUGAUGAGAUUGAGGUGUAUACUGAUCUUGUGGAGGAGAUUCAGCAAAACCCAAUGGAUAUCGACGCUAUUGUGGCAAAACGGCGAAAGGAGUUCACUGGUGAAUUCUUCCGCUACAUUAAUACCCUCUCAGAGACCUGUGAGAGCCUGGAAGAUCGAGAUGGUAAUCAAUCAAAGCUCUUGCUUUUAUCGAAUGGCUGCUUCUCUCUCUCUCUCUCUCUCUCUUAAAUCUGAAACUGAAAAAGGGGCAUAGUAGAACAACUAUUCAGCUGCAAUAGCAUGAUCACUUCUAAAAGGCAACAUAUUUUUGCACCUCUGCAUCUCUUGUUCCUAUUGCAUUUUCAGAAUUGUUCUUCAUGAAUAAUCGAAAAUGACUCGUAAAUUCUCUUAUAUUCACCGGAGAUCAGCAAGACCCACAUUUCUCUCAUGUGAUUCGCGUGCAAAACACCUCUUGAACUCCCAUUCUCUUAUAUUCUCUUGGGCAGCAAUGGCACGGUUCGGGACUCGAUGCUUAUCUGCAGUCUCAGCCUACGAUAAUGCGAUUCGAAGUCUCCAAGAACUGGAAGGUGCCCAGUCAAAGUUUGAUGACAUCUUGAACUCCUCUUCCUUGGAAGUCGCAUGUGAAAAAGUAAGGAGCCUUGCCAAAGCCAAAGAGCUCGAUUCGUCACUUAUUCUGUUGAUAAACCAAACUUGGGCUGCUGCAAAAGGAUCCAAAACGAUGAAGAGUGAGGUAACAGACUUCCAACAUCUGUUAUAAGUAUUAUCCACCUAAUUACUAUCAAACUGCAUUGCUCUUUUUCACUUGUAGGAUUAAGCUGUGGGGUUGUCUUUCAGUUGUUUUUUGGUUACUAGUUACUAGUUACUUCUCAUAUAUUCAUAUCUACAUGAUUUUGUGCAUUUAUAGACUUGUUGCCUGGAUAUGGUGGUGGGAAGCAUUGCUUCUCUGUAGAUCCUAGGGUGCCUUGUGUGUCGGCAAAUGCUUCCUCGCUUCCUCGUUUCAUACUACCAGGUCAAUUUAUGUUUCUGCUCUUGCCAUCUUGGAUCUGAUAUUUUGUCUGGGUGAGAGACAUAAAAAUAGAGUAGGCUGGUUUUAGUUCAAAUAAUUGGCGAUAGUUUACUCACCCACAUUUUAUAAGAUAAUGAGACUGGACUGAAAGAGAGUUCGUAUCCAUACCUAAAUCUCCAGACCGCCAUUCAUAACCCAACUGAUAAACAGGUCUUCCUCACCGCACUGGCCAUUCUAUCAGCAUGUCAUGACUGAACAUCUUUGAUCUCCUUUGAGAUACGGAUUAGCUCUCUGAAGUUUUUGAUCCUUGCUUUUAUCUUUCCUUUUUUGCCACUACUCAUAGCUUAGUGCUUCUCAUCUCGUGCUUGAUCACAUCUUCUUCAGUGUACAUUCAGGGCUAUGAUUUAGGGUAUCUCCAUGGAUUUUCACAACUUUCAUUAACCUACGCCCAGAUUCUGUAUUUAACGUUUAUUUUCUGGAUUAGAAACGAAACUUUCGUGUAGCUUUGUUCCUAAAGUAGUUGUAGCUUUCUGUGAAGCUGGCAUCAUCUUCAUUUCUUUGCAUCACACCUCAAGAAGCAAGUCGAUCAGAUAUUCCUUCCGACAAGGAGCAAGCAGAAAAGUCCUGGGGUUUUUAAGAUCAUAAUUCCAUUCACCAACCCAAUCUCGAAGAAUUGAUGAAGAUCGUUCAGUUCCUAUAGAACUAUAACUCAAGUACCCCGGGCGAUGAGAAAUUCUUUGUAAACUGCAGUUCCCGUGCUUGUUGAGUAAUCUGUGUUCUGUACUUACUAGGGGAAUGAUAGGUGCUCACACUGUGCUACAAACUUUUGCAGACGAAGGAGAUUAUGCAUCAGAUAUAUAAAGCUACGCAGAAGAGCCUCAAGAACAUUGCACCACCUGAGAUUAAGCUGCUCAAGUACUUGCUGAACAUCAUAGAUCCUGAAGAGCGAUUCUCGGCGCUGGCAACUGCUUUCUCUCCUGGAGAUCAGCGGGAAGCCAAGGAGGCUGGUGUCAUCUACACGUAAGCUCUUUCCCCCUUUGUCUAUCUGUUCCACAAAAGAUUAUGUGCCUUGAAUGUUCUUUCUUGUCAAAACUCAAAUCUUUCGGAUCUGGGUCACUUGGGAAUCUCGAUUGGUUGUUCAAUCGAGCAUCGCAUGAUCUUCGUCUUUGCGUACAUCGACCUUAAUUGUCUUUCUUUGCCGAUUUUUCUGCGAGCUGUCCGGAUGAUUGAUAGUUGUCUUGGUCCUGUGUUACGGAGGGCAGCACGCCCAAGGAGCUGCACAAGUGGAUAAAGAUAAUGCUGGAUGCCCACCAGCUGAACAAGGAGGAGACGGAGAUGAGGGACGCCAGGAGCAUGGCCGAUCCAGUGGUCAUCCAGAGGCUUUUUAUCCUUAAAGAAACAAUCGAGGAGGAGUACUUGAAUCGGCAGGCAAACCAGGAUGCACCAGCGGAGUCCAACGAGUGA